Messenger RNA from Dufourea novaeangliae, 2629 nucleotides. It is a transcript of the gene ari-1, whose product is annotated as protein ariadne-1. Lineage: Eukaryota; Metazoa; Arthropoda; Insecta; Hymenoptera; Halictidae. Gene Ontology annotation, molecular function: zinc ion binding; ubiquitin conjugating enzyme binding; ubiquitin protein ligase activity. The transcript is spliced from 8 exons. The coding region runs from base 429 to 1964 and encodes 511 amino acids. Gene Ontology annotation, cellular component: ubiquitin ligase complex; cytoplasm; nucleus. Gene Ontology annotation, biological process: protein polyubiquitination; ubiquitin-dependent protein catabolic process; positive regulation of proteasomal ubiquitin-dependent protein catabolic process. The record is from RefSeq and is a predicted model, not a curated record.
GCGAAGGGAGCAGCUUCAAGUAGUUGACUGAAGUCAGUGAAACGGCACUUGGUGACGAGACAUUUCGUUGUCACGUCACUAAUUGAGUCCCAAUUUCUCGGAUAAUAUUGCGUGAAAUUUUGUGUCAAUUCCAAUUCACCGAGCAGUCAACUUUGACUUCGACCAGUGAAAAAAGUAACGUUUUUGAAGUCAAUCGAAGAGAAGCCAUGGCAGUGGACGUGACAGCAGUGUUCGAGCUAUAAGCUCGUCCAUUCUUUCAUGGAAAACGGUGCAUUUUAGAUUAAUUUAUGAUUUUUCCCGAUUAGUCUGCUAAUUCGAUGACUAGACUGGAUGCGAUGGCUGAAAAUAUUGUCAUGCAUGGUGCAAAUUACAUAAAGUAAACAAAAAUAUUUAUUAGCAUUUUGUGAACUUAAAAAAUCAACAACACAAUGGAUUCUGAAGAAGAGACGUAUGAUGAUGUUGACUCUGGCAAUGAGUCUAGUGGGGACGAUGUGGAUUUUGCUAUGGAAAUUGAAGCAGAAAAUCCAAGGGAACGAACAACAGAUGUUGAUGAAUAUCCCUUUGAAGUUUUAUCAACAGAAGAGAUAGUGCAACAUAUGAUUGAUUCCAUAAAAGAAGUCAACACGGUUGUAGAAAUACCUGCAACAACCACACGUAUUUUAUUAAAUCAUUUUAAGUGGGAUAAAGAAAAAUUAAUGGAACGCUUUUUUGAUGGGGAUCAAGAGAAAUUAUUUGCAGAAGCACGUGUCAUCAAUCCAUUUAGGAAGGCUCCAUUAAUAAGUAGAAGUCAAUCUUCCCAGAAUGCUUUGUCAAGAAGAAUGUCAACAAAUGGUACUGAAGAAUGUGGAAUCUGCUUCAUGGUUCAACCAUCUGCAGUAGGCAUGAUGACUGGACUUGAGUGUGGACAUCGUUUUUGUACUGGCUGUUGGGGGGAGUAUCUGACAACCAAGAUCAUGGAAGAAGGAGUUGGUCAAACAAUUGCAUGCGCAGCACAUGCCUGUGACAUUUUAGUUGAUGAUGCCAGUGUUAUGCGUCUUGUAAAAGACUCUAAAGUUAAGCUGAAGUAUCAGCAUUUAAUAACUAAUAGUUUUGUUGAAUGUAAUAGGUUACUGAGGUGGUGUCCAUCCCCGGACUGUAAUAAUGCUAUAAAAGUUCAAUAUAUUGAAGCCAGACCUGUAACUUGCAAGUGUGGGCACACAUUUUGUUUCCACUGCGGCGAAAAUUGGCACGAUCCUGUGAAAUGUCAUUUACUACGUAAAUGGAUAAAGAAAUGCGAUGACGAUUCAGAAACAUCAAAUUGGAUCGCCGCAAAUACAAAGGAGUGCCCCAAGUGUAAUGUUACUAUUGAAAAAGACGGUGGUUGUAACCAUAUGGUGUGCAAGAAUCAAAAUUGCAAAACUGACUUCUGUUGGGUGUGUCUUGGGCCAUGGGAUCCACAUGGUUCUAGUUGGUAUAAUUGUAAUCGUUAUGACGAAGAAGAGGCUAAAGCUGCCAGGGAUGCCCAAGAGAAAAAAAGAUCUGCACUACAAAGAUACUUAUUUUAUUGUAAUAGAUACAUGAAUCAUAUGCAGUCGCUGAAAUUUGAAAGUAAACUUUACGCAAGUGUAAAAGAAAAAAUGGAGGAAAUGCAACAACAUAAUAUGUCUUGGAUCGAGGUACAAUUCUUAAAGAAAGCGGUAGAUAUCUUGUGUUCCUGUAGACAGACCCUUAUGUAUACUUAUGUUUUCGCUUACUAUUUGAGAAAAAACAACCAAUCUGUGAUUUUUGAAGACAACCAGAAAGAUCUGGAGGGAACGACAGAACGCCUCUCGGAAUAUCUUGAAAGAGAUAUUACAAGUGAAAAUCUUGCUGAUAUCAAGCAAAAAGUUCAAGAUAAAUAUAGAUACUGCGAUAGUCGGAGAAAAGUGCUUUUAGAACAUGUACACGAAGGAUAUGAAAAGGAUUGGUGGGACUAUGUGGAAUAGAGGGCUGUACCAGCUUUGUUUUUUGGGGAUGUGGGACAAGUUUCCUAUCUUGUCACUGUUGCCCCAGCUGUGAUAAAUCAAGAAAGCUGACAAGAGACAAAAAAUAGAGCGUCACCAAGUGAUUUACGUGUUAGAUAUACUUUGAACACAAUAUGACCUGUGGCAACACAUAUAUCGUUAUGAAUUUUGAAUUUAUUAAAAUUGAAUCCUACUACUAUCAGGCCACACGUAAAAUACUUUUGUAUCGAUUACUGACUCUAAUUUGCGCUUGCUGUGUGCUACUCAUCCUUGCAAUAAUUCGAUCCCUCACAAAUACAGCUUGCAAUGAUAUUUUCGAAUCUCAGAUCGAUUCUAUGUGCAAACACAUCAGAUGAUUAAGAAAGGAAGUGUGAAACAAAUCAGAAUAGUGUGUUGCAGUACUGAAAGAAAGUUUCUCUGAAAUUUGCUUAAUAUAUUUGAAUGUUAUAGUGUAAUGAUAUGUCAUAUCUUUUCAUACUACUAUAAGAUUCUCUAGAAAGGUCGUUAACUGAAUAGUAAAAUAAAAGAGAAAACUUUUCUUUAGAGAGUUCUUUAAGUAGUACAUGAAAAGGCUCAUAUAGGUCUAGAACACCUUAAGCUGUCUCUUAUUCUCAGAUCUGUGAAUUCGAUUUAUGAAGGGGUAAUUG